CUACCAUAAUAAUUUGUGGGUGACUGUGAAAAUUGUGAACCACAUAUUAUUAAAAGAAUGGACCCCACGACAAUUUACUUAGAACUUUCCGCUAAUCCCACGACUGCAAUGGCCUUGAUGCCUGAGUGCGGGUCAAAGAUCACCUCUGCGGUUCAGUCGUCUUGAACUUUCCGACUUUUCUUACUCCGAAAGCUAAAUGUCCGAAAUGUCCCAUUUCUCAGUACCUUCCAAGAGUUGUCCUAAUGUGGGCUGUCCAGAACUAAAGACCGACUCUUCAUAGUCCCCGAAUCUGAAAAUGACUUUAGGGGUAAUAUCUUCAAAUUUCAUCAUGAUAAUGUCUCGUGUUUUUCUCAACUAGUUUCUUUCUCAUAUUUCCAACUGAGACUGAAAAACAACACGUUGCGAUAGGAAAUCUGAUCGAUCGCAUUCUUCUCCUUUUGGCUGCUAAACUAGGCGACCACUUCAGUACAGAAUUUUCUAUCCCAGGAAGGAUCUGAAGCUUUGACUAUUCUGCGCUAGGAAGCAUCCUCAGGCACGAGAAAAAGGCGUAUAAACGAGCGCGCAAUCCGUUCAUUCCUCGAACAGGUCCGUGAUUCCUGAGAAAAGAAGCAGGAACCAGAAUGUUUCAGAUUCUUCUCCUUCUAGGGUCACUUCUACUUCGUGAACAAGCAUCACCGGCAGCUCCUUUGGUGAAGGGCAAUUGCCCCAAAACGUGUGGGAACGUCACCAUUCCCUACCCCUUUGGGAUUGGAACCAGGUGUUUCCUCGACGAGUGGUAUGAGAUCAUCUGCCAGGAAAGCAGCAGCGGCACCUUUGCAGUUCUGAACAAGGCCAACUUGAGAGUGCUCAACCUUUCGCUACCUGAAGAGUUUCCCAACAAGAAUGGCAUGAUCAACGUCAGUCUUCCUAUAAUCUACUCGCCGAAUGCGAGCUGCGGGGGAAAUGGAAGCUUCACUCCUGUAAGCUUGAAAGGAAGCCAGUUUGUCUUCUCUGACUCAAGGAACGUCUUUGUUGCCGUCGGUUGCAACAUGCGUGCGCUGUUGCGAGACACGCAGUCUGCUAUAAUAGGAUGCGAGUCCAGCUGUGGAGCAGACGACACCGUUGUCCGGAACACGAGUUGUUCGGGCAGCGACGGAUGCUGCCAAACCACGAUUACCUCAGACCUUCAGGCUUUCAGUGUUGAUUUCCAGGCUGACAAUGGAACAGUAUGUAACUAUGCCUUCUUGGGCGAUAGGUCAAAAUUUGUGUCUUCGACUACGGACUUCAAUGAGUUGAGGGCGAACGGGCGUUUCGCGGCAGUGCUAGAAUGGGGGGUAGCUAAUACCUCAGACGUUGCAUUAGAGGUUUACUAUAACAACAGCUACUACAGCCGCGACGAUUCCUAUUACUGCAGCACACGUAGCUUCAAUUCAGACUAUCGCAUGGAGAUGCCGUUUUUGCAGUGUUCUUGCUCUUUUGGCUUCACCGGUAACCCCUAUAUUAUUGGUGGAUGCGAAGAUAUUAACGAAUGUGAAGUUCCACAUCUGUGCAACGGGACUUGUAUGAACAAACGGGGCAGUUUUAAGUGCGUAGCUAGUAGAAGGACAACCAUUCUUAUUGGGUUUGGGGCAGGCCUUGGGGCUCUACUUUUGGGUCUUGCGUUAUGGAGGUUGUACAAAUACGCCAAGAAGAGAAAAGAAAUCAAGCUCAAAGAGAAGCACUUCAAACGCAAUGGUGGUCUUUUGUUGGAAAGUGAACUAUCUUCACCAGAAGGCAACGUCGAGAAGAGCAAAUUGUUCACCUCCAAGGAUUUAGAGAAGGCCACUGACAAUUUCAGCGAGGAUAGGAUACUUGGACAAGGUGGGCAGGGUACUGUUUACAAGGGAAUGUUAACAGACGGAAAAAUAGUGGCGAUCAAGAAAUCGAAAGUGAUAGACGAGGGAAAAAUCGAACAGUUCAUAAACGAAGUCCUCAUUCUCUCACAAAUCAACCAUAGGAAUGUGGUUAAGUUGUUGGGUUGCUGCUUGGAGACAGAAGUCCCACUUCUAGUAUAUGAGUUCAUACCAAACGGGACUCUAUACCAAUAUCUGCAUGACCCAAAUGAAGAGUUUCGUGUAUCGUGGGACACACGCUUACGAAUUGCAACUGAAAUCGCAGGAGCCUUAUUUUACUUGCAUUCAGCAGCCUCUAUUCCCAUUUAUCAUCGAGACAUCAAGUCCACCAAUAUCCUAUUGGAUGAGAAAUAUCGAGCGAAAGUGGCGGAUUUCGGUACUUCCAGGUCCGUUUCCCUUGAUCAAACUCACGUGACCACAUUGGUGCAGGGGACUUUUGGCUACCUAGAUCCCGAGUAUUUCCAAUCAAGUCAGUUCACAGACAAAAGUGAUGUGUACAGCUUUGGAGUUGUACUUGUCGAGCUAUUGACGGGACAAAAACCUAUCUCGUCGCUGAGGGAACAAGAAGGAAGAAGCCUUGCGACCUAUUUCAUAAUCUUGAUGGAGGAGAACCGCUUGUUUGACAUGGUCGAUCCUCAAGUUUUGAAAGAAGAUAAGAAGGAAGAGAUCGAAUCAGUUGCUAACCUUGCGAAAAGGUGCUUAAACUUGAAUGGGAGAAACCGGCCUACCAUGAGAGAAGUGGCAAUGGAAUUGGAGGGGAUAAGGAAGCUCCCGAAUCCUUCAGGCGUGGAUCAAAAUAAGGAGAACCGAGAGGCAACUGGAUCUUAUGACUCUGCUUUUACAUCUAGCAAGGCAAACAUUGAGAUGGAUGUCAUUACAUUGUCGGAUGUGCAGCCACUCUUGCCCAGUGGGACAUGGUGACUGUUACAACUCUAAAAGAAAUCGGUCUUCAAAGCAAAAGAAAGAAAAAAGGAAGGAGGAGGAAAACUUGUUAGGUUACUAAUAGGAGGAUUGGGUAGUUAUUUAUGGAUUAUGAACUUAUUCUCGGUGUUUGGGAGCAAUAACUAGUUAAGCGUACAUAUCCCAAAUUUUAUUCAAAUCAUGUAAUUAGCUAGGAAUUAUCGUACUGUUCCAAUUUGGCAAAUACUCAUAAUCUAGCUCGAGCAUGAUGCAGUGAUUUUACUU
Molecule: messenger RNA, 3056 nt
Organism: Rhodamnia argentea
Lineage: Eukaryota; Viridiplantae; Streptophyta; Magnoliopsida; Myrtales; Myrtaceae
Product: wall-associated receptor kinase-like 1
Exons: 3
Coding region: 621-2792 (723 amino acids)
Biological process (GO): cell surface receptor signaling pathway; protein phosphorylation
Cellular component (GO): plasma membrane
Molecular function (GO): protein serine/threonine kinase activity; ATP binding; calcium ion binding
Source: RefSeq, a predicted model, not a curated record